This is a messenger RNA of Canis lupus familiaris (dog), 7887 nucleotides long. RefSeq names its product CD93 molecule (gene CD93). The transcript has 4 exons. Gene Ontology annotation, biological process: positive regulation of axonogenesis. Lineage: Eukaryota; Metazoa; Chordata; Mammalia; Carnivora; Canidae. Bases 1718 to 3673 code for a protein of 651 amino acids. Gene Ontology annotation, molecular function: calcium ion binding. The record is from RefSeq and is a predicted model, not a curated record. Gene Ontology annotation, cellular component: cytoplasm.
AGCUAUUUACUAAAUGUGGAAAAAUCAAUAAUUUUCUAAAGAAGAAUGUUUAAUCAGCCAAGUAGCCAAACAAGACUUGAAAGCAGGGGAGUCUUUGAAAAAGAAAAGCUCCAAGUCUCUGCCAAAUGUAACUGGGUGUUUCUGUCCUUUUCAUCCUUUCUUCAAUGGGGCCAGGCCUGGAGGUAUGGUGCCUGACUUUUCUCUGUCUCCUUGCAAUUCCAGUGACAGGGACUCUCGUCUCCUGAGGGUCUGCCCCAGCCCAUGCAGGAAGAGUGUACAGCUAUUGUCUCCUUAUAUUUAGUGCUCACAGCAUGAUGUCAUCGUGACUCUUAUUGUCCCCAUUUCAUGGAGGAGGAAACCAACAUCUCUGCAGGUGAAGAGGUUGGAUCCAAUGCCAAAGCCAGAGAAUGCCCAACCCAAGGCUCUAACUCUAGUGACAGAGGGAGAGUCUGGAUGGUCUCAGCUGCUCAGCAUCCUGGUGUGGGGCAGCUCACCUCUUGCUGUUCAGACUGUUGGAGAUCCUUCAGAAUACAUGGCUCCUCCUCCCUGGAACACUGUGACCACCACCUCAGGCCCCUGCUUACCUGGGCCACCUUUGGGAAGUGUCCAUCCCUUUCCAAGAGAACUGCAGCUGAAAGGUCUACUUCUGGGGGAAGCGCCCCAACCAAAGCCAGCCCGGGUGAGUAACACAUCUGCAAAUGCAGGAAAAGCGCCGUUUGCUUCAAGGGCUUUUGAAGAGCUGCUGAGCGGAAGGGGCCUCCUGGUUGCAGCGGAGAUUCUCAGAACUCUGGUCCUUCCUGGAAACCCUGAGCCAGGGAGGCAGGAAUGCAAGUCCAGGGCCAUGAGGCCAGAAACAUUUUCCUCUUUUCUUUCUGAUGCUUUUUUGUGACCCUGCCACCUCACAAUACAAUAUUUGCACUGUGAAACCCUGAAAUCUACCAAAUUUCAUCCCCUUUGGUUUAACAUUCUUUAGGAGCUUGGCAUUGUGUUAGAUGUUCAGUCAUUCCCACGGGCAGUCCCUAUUUAAAAACUGCCCAUCUAUUUUAAAGUUCACGAUGGGGGGAUAAAAGAAAAAAGACUUCCAAAACCAAAGGGAACAUGAGAUAGGCAGAAGAAAAAUCCAGUUUGCUUCUAAAAAAGGCUGAAAAUUAUAACCAUCCGUGGCCUCAAGUCUGAGAUUUUUUUUUUUUUUUUCCUCUUCUGGUUGUUUGCAAACCAAAGUGGAAUUUUACUUCGGGUUACUAAGUGAGCUUUUUCAAGUUCCUAGUCAAGUUCCGAAAGCCUCCAGUCACUCGGUAGCAUGCCAUUUCAGUUGCUCCUGCAGAGGGGAAAGACAAGGGAGCCAGAUAAAGCAGCGGGUGUCUCUGGGCUGGAGCCCCCUGCCUCCACUCCCCGCCCCCCCCCAAGCUGCUGUUAUUUCCCCAGCCAUUAGCCAGGGACCCUGCGCAGCCGCCUGACCUCCCCUGUGAACAACAAAAGCGUGAUGAAGGCAACAGGAGUCAGCGCAGGAAGCCCCGGUAUCCGGUAAGAAAUAAGAAGUACAGCAGUACAGGAUGCGCCUUGGAUCAGGGGGAUGUGAAAAGCCCUCAGUCUUCGCGGCCCAUAGCAGAGCUGCAGGGGCUGAGACCGUCUCACUCGGGGCUCCUCGGAGCUCAGCUGCGCCUGCUGCUGUCGGGGCAGGGCCGCUGGCCUCCUGCCCAGGGGAACACGGGAGGGGAUGGCCACCUCUGCGGCGCUACUGCAGGCGCUGCUGCUCCUGGGCCUCCUGGGGCCGGCGGCGGCGGCGGGUGCUCGCAGGGCGGCCGUGGUGUGCGCGGGGAGCGCCUGCUACACGGCCCACGCGGGCAAGCUGAGCGCAGCCGAGGCCCAGCUUCACUGCAGCAGGAACGGGGGCAACCUGGCCACGGUGAGGACUGAGGCGGAGGCCUGGCACGUGCAGCGGGCCCUGGCCCAACUCCUGCAGUCAGAGGCCGGCCUGGAAGCAAGGAACCGCAAGUUCUGGAUCGGGCUCCAGCGCGAGAAGGGCAAGUGCCUGGACCCCAGGCUGCCGCUGAAGGGCUUCAGCUGGGUGGGCGGCGGAGAGGACACGCUCUUCACCAACUGGCACAAGGAGGUCAGGAACUCUUGCACCUCCCGGCGCUGUGUGUCCCUGCAGCUGCCCCUGUCUCCGCAGCCCCAGGCCGGCAGCCUCCCCAAGUGGUCCGAGGGCCCUUGCGGGAGCCCCAGCAUCCCCGUAAGCAACAUCGAGGGCUUCGUGUGCAAGUUCAGUUUCAAGGGCAUGUGCCAGCCUCUGGCUCUGGGGGGCCCGGGCCGGAUCAACUACACUACGCCGUUCCAGGCCACCAGCUCCUCCCUGGAGGUCGUGCCCUUCGCCUCCGUGGCUACCGUGGCUUGCGGGGACGGCGACCACGGUCAGGAGCAGCACUUCCUGUGCAGGGAGAAGGCCCCCGGUGUGUUCGACUGGGGCAGCUCGGGGCCGCUGUGCGUCAGGCCUGGGUUGGUCUGCAGCUUCAAUAAUGGGGGCUGCCAGCAGGACUGCUUCGAGGGAGGCGAAGGCUCCUUCCGCUGCGGCUGCCGGCCGGGGUUCAGGCUGCGGGACGACUUGGUGACCUGCGAGUCCCGGAACCCUUGCAGCUCCGGCCCGUGCACGGGGGUGGCCACCUGCGUGCAGGGAUCCCACCAGGAGGACUUUGAGUGUCAGUGCCCCCCGGGCUACCAGCUGGACGCGAGCCAGCGGGGCUGCGUGGACGUGGACGAGUGCCAGACCUCCCGCUGCCCCCAGGAGUGUGUCAACGUCCCCGGGGGCUUCCGCUGUGAGUGCUGGGUGGGCUACGAGCCGGACGGCCGCGGAGACGGGGCCUGCCGGGACGUGGACGAGUGCGCCCCGGGCCGCUCGCCGUGCGCCCAGGAGUGCACCAACACGGCCGGCUCCUUCCACUGCUCCUGCGCCGAGGGGUACGUCCCGGCCGGGGAGGACGGCGCCCAGUGCCAGGACUUGGACGAGUGUGCAGACCCCGGGCGCGGCCUUUGCGACGGCUUGUGCCUCAACACGGAGGGCUCCUUCCGCUGCGGCUGCCUGCCGGGCUGGGAGCUGGGUGCUGACGGGGUCUCGUGCGCCCCGGGCCCCACCCCGGCCCCGGUGGCCAGCUCUGGGCCUCCCCAGGGGGAGGAUGCGGGAGACGGGGCAGCGCAAGGUGUGGCUUCUGCCCCCAGAGCCAGCCCCACCAGGGCCCCCGAGGGCGCCUCCGCGGAGGCGAUGGCCACCAAAGGACCCUCCCUCGCACCCACCUACCCCAUCACCCUGGCCGCACUGGACGUGCAGGCUCCCAGUGGGCCCCCUGGCGUCCGGAUGGAGCCAAGCACGCGUCACCCCAGGGCCACCGCCGGCCGUGGGGAGAAUAGUGACGAGGAUUUCACGGCCAAACACAGCGAUGAGGGCACGGACGGACAGAAGCUGCUGUUGUUCUACAUCCUGGGCACUGUGGUGGCCAUCCUCCUCUUACUGGCUCUGGCGCUAGGGCUACUGGUCUACCGAAGGCGGAGAGCAAAGAAGCACGAGGAGAAGGAGAAAAAGCCCCAGAACACGGCUGACAGCUACUCCUGGGCUCCCGAGCGAGCUGAGGGCAGGGCCUCAGAGAAUCAGUACAGUCCAACGCCAGGAACAGACUGCUGACUCGGAGCCUGGAGGGGAGAGGUCCCCAGAGACACAGACUGUUGGCCAUCACCAAUCUUUACGCAUUGCAUCGGAAGGGGGGUGGGAUCCGCAUCCUUCCAAAAGACUGGACCGGAAUCUUAGCAAACAGUUGUAAACAUUCUUAAAAGCCUGACCACUUGGAAUAUACAGGUAUUUUCUACGUGUGUGUGGUAUUCCUGAAGUGGAAGCAAUGGGAUGGGAUGUCAUUUCAGGAAUUUUGUGAAUAUUAACAAUUCUCACUCACUUUCCCUUUUCAAAUUCCAACAUGACUAUUGGGUUUCAUUUUUCCCACUGAUUGUGGAUCAGGGGCUUACACGUCAGGUGCUAAGGGGGCUCCUUUUGAACGGCUUCUCUGCUCACUGGAAUCAUCUAAGAAGAAAAGGUGGCCUGCUAAUGCUAAUUAGGAUUGAAAUUAUUUGUUCCUCUUAGUAGAACAGAGACUAAAUCAAUUGUUUAAUUAUAUAAGCAGCUUUUUUGUUGUUGUUAAGGACUGGAAACAUUUCUUUAUGUUUGCAUUCAUGCAUUUUCCCAUCAUAAGCCCUGCUGAACUUGAUAUAGUUGGAAUCCUGCAGAAUGACCAGAGUAUACUGAACUGCUUAGGUAGUAAGAAUGCUGAAAGUUUAGAAAUAGCAUUUCCUAGUUCUUAAUGUCUCUAAUUGUCUUGGGUUUAUUUGCAAGUGAAAUCUGGAAAGUGUGGGAGAAGUAUGAAGUGAGUUGAGAGUGAUUUUGAAAGUAAGUACUCCAAAGAGCUUGAGAGAGAAGCCUUGGGUUUGUUUCACAAAUAUUUGAAUCAAUCCACCUAAAUGCACUUGCAUUAACACAUACUUACUAUUGAUGAGAUGAAUGCACACAAACUAAAAAAAGCUGGAGACACCUUAUCUCUGAGCCAGUGCAGCCCUGAGACACCUCUUAUGCCACCUGCCUUCCUUGCGUGCCACCAUUUAAAUGCUCUGAUCAUAGGUGGACGAAGCCCUGAGAAAUCUCUCAUUCUGAUUUUUAAGGCUGUGUGAGGGGGACGAGAUGCUGAGUUUUGAAAGCUGGCAUCAUAAGGUAUUUUAACAUAGCUUGCAGCUGGUGUUGCUUCCUGAGAACAUGAUCCUGACUCGUGGCUGUAGCUUUCAAGUCAGGGAACGAGAAGGCUGGACUUUGUCCCCGUUUGGCUUGAAAAAUGUCACAUUUUUCUCUAAUUCUUAAAAAAGCAGGGGAGAUGGGAGGGGGUAAGAGAAUAGCUCAAAUCUUUUGCAACCACAAAAACCAUUCAAAGCAAUUUUAAUUUAUUUUUAAAAGCGCAGGGAUUCACCAAUGGUCGGAGCUGUUACAAACUGCCUGACUGGCACUCCGGUCUCCGGUCUUCUGCAGGCUUGUUGCUGUCAUCGUGCGGAACAGAACAGGAAUGUAUUUCCUUCUAGGGAUUCCAAAGUCUGCCUCUCAGAACCAAGGUGCCCUAUUGUUUCUGGUUUUGCCUUAGAAACACAUCCGUCCUAGAGGCGGGCACUUGGGGCAGGAAGAGUGGCCAGGUGCCCAGCCCUCAGUAAAUACCCUUCAGCUAAUUUUGAAAUGCAGAUGCUAUAUUUCAGGAUUUGUUUUUGUUUGUUUUGUUUUGUUUUCCCAAGAAAAUUGGUAACUGAAGGAGUGGGCAUAGGGAAAGAUGAAGGUUGUGGAGGACUUAGCAAGGUAUCUGGAACUUUUGCUUUUUAAGGACAUCCAGUAUUAUUUAGAUUUCCGUUGAUAUAUUGAAGUUUAACACCCAGGGAGACAAAGGCUGUGUCCACUGGCCACAGGACCAGUGGCCGUCAAUUGUGUGGAAAUGAACCCGGCCGCGGUUCAGAUGAUCUUAAAGAGUUGGCUAGACACAUUGCUGAUAGUAGCUGUGCUUACACGAAAUAAAUGCAAAUUCAAAAGCUUUACCUCCAGGCUUUUACCAUUCUAUCUUAUCGUUAGAGGAAGGAGACAUUCCUAUUCUAGGCUUUGCCUAGAAUCUGCCCCUUCCUGAACUAAUGAGCCCUACUUUUUCUCUCAGCCGCUCUGACCAGUGACCAAGAGCCUGGAAUUGGAUGACCUCAGGCAGUGAACCUGAUGAAAACCACUGGCCUCAAACAAAUACUCUUGUCCCAUUUGAUACCACUGUCUUGAUAUCUCUGUCAUUCUCUGAGGAUGUGAAUCCUUGUCUGGGGAGAUAGGCACCCACUGGCCAUGGGCAAGCUGUCCUUUUAUCCAGAUGUUCCCCAGGCGGCUCUGCCGUGACACAGUGAGAAGUGGAGGGGAUGGAAUAUGGUAGAGGUAGGCUCUGGCACGCACAGACUCCUCCCUGCGUCCCUGGGCUGGGCAGGGGCAGACCAGGUGCUGUUCUAUCCCCUGGCUUCCAGGCAGCAGAACAGCAGGGACAAUGGACAAAGGGAGGCAUCUCCGACUUGGCAACAAGUGCAAAGUCAACAGAGAUUUUUGUCCAAAUAGAAUUUCCCAUAGUUCGAUAAUGCUCUUGGAAAAACUAUAUUCAGAACAAACCCAUCCUCUCCUCUCUCUCCAUCUCCCAACGCAGAUAAUUUAAGGGGAGGAUGCCUCCUACAAUACACAGCCCACUAUGCUCCUUUCUGAAUUUCAGGGAUGAUCACUGAUCUUUUUUCUUGUUCAUUUGCAUACAUGGUGCAGGACAGGCCCCACCCUGGAAUCUGAGGAGUGUAAAAGUGCAAAGGUGAAGCACUUAUUUGAAAAUGCUUGGAAGUGGUGGACCUGGUGGGGUCUUUUGUAGGGUGCACCCACCACUGCUCAGCAUUGUGGGCUUGAGGCAAAAGCGGCCUCGCCCAUGUCCCUUUGGUUCACCUACCUGCCUGAUUAUCACAGUCGUGACAUCUGGUGCCACAUAGCCGCAUGGUGUUUUACCAGCAGCAUAAAGUGGGUGACUCAAGUGGGUUUUGUCUUAAGGACAGGAGAGAUUCAGGCUAAUAUCCUCCCCGUGAUUAGGCAAAAAGGUAGAAUAAAAAGUUAAGUGUGUAUGUGGGUGUUUGUGUACACAGUACAGGAGGAACUAAGUUGGAAGUGCAUCUUUCUCCCUGAAACACACACGUGUGGUGCAAUUUUUACAUCCCAAUCAGGAGCCCCUGUUUGAGCACAUCCUGAUGGGACCUGGAGUUUUGUCACUGAAAGACCUCCGGAGAAUAUGGUUGUGAUCAUUAGCUAAUUUUACUUCAACUCUCCUUAUCACAAAUAUUUUUGUGAAAAUUAAGAGAACAGAGAUGAGAUUUGACCCCAAAAAAGUACUACAUUCAAAAUAGUGCAGUUUUUUAAAGCAAAUAUAGGACAGCCUUUUCCUAUUAUUUUUCUCCUUAGUUUCUCCAUUGUCUGAAUCAGGAAAACAGGAAAGCAUGGCUUUCUAGCAGCUACAAAAUGGUGUAAUGUCCCCUCCAUAUUUCCAUCACCUUAAACAAUAGAUUUAACAAAGGAAUCUGAGAUAUGAUCCCUGAAAACAUCUGUCCCUGUCUGGCUGUAAAACCUACUGCUUAGGUCUCUGUACUUUGUGGCAUUUGUCAACCAAAAAAAAAAAAAAAAAAAAAGAAGAAGAAGAAGAAGAAGAGGAAGAUGAUCAAAAUUCUCCACGUAUUCUGUAUUCAAAUACCAUAUUCUGCUUCAGAUUCCUGAAACUAAUACUUGCUGAAGUGCUUAAAAAAAAAAAAAAAAAAGAAUCAUGUUUUGACUUGUUCUUGGCGAUCAUGCCUGUCUAUUUUAGGAAGAAACUGGAAUUUCUUUCUCACAUUGUUCCUCUCAUCUGCAAGGGGGCAAGCGUUUCCUUUCUGCAGAUUUUGCCUGCUAUUCUGGGCUGGGUUCUUUCUGCAUAUUUGGCUGAAGCCUGCAUUAGGUCAUUCACCAGGCCUGAUUCUGUGAUACUUGAUGCAAUUGUAAAUGUCAGUCAUCACUGCACAAUUGCUAGAUGAGAAUGUAAGUCUCUUCAAAUCUGUGCAUUUGGAAUGUGUUCCACUAAUUCGGCCAUUGUGGGAUUUCUCUCCAGGGCUUCUUUCUGUCGCAGGUUCGACUCUUUCCCAGGGCUGGGAGGACAGGCUUGGCCGCUGCGUCGGCCUCAGAACUUUGAGAAACUGAGGGGCAUCUCAGGUCUGCCUCAACAAGUAGCCUGCUUGUUGUCCUUUGUGUUUUAUGUCACAUGCCUAACCUAAUAAACUCUGAAAUGCUUUUGUUGCCAA